This is a messenger RNA of Lethenteron reissneri (Far Eastern brook lamprey), 6001 nucleotides long. It is a transcript of the gene ATF6B, whose product is annotated as activating transcription factor 6 beta. NCBI's taxonomy places the organism in Eukaryota, Metazoa, Chordata, Hyperoartia, Petromyzontiformes, Petromyzontidae. Gene Ontology annotation, biological process: endoplasmic reticulum unfolded protein response; regulation of transcription by RNA polymerase II. The record is from RefSeq and is a predicted model, not a curated record. Gene Ontology annotation, molecular function: RNA polymerase II cis-regulatory region sequence-specific DNA binding; DNA-binding transcription factor activity, RNA polymerase II-specific. Gene Ontology annotation, cellular component: nucleus.
ACGGAUCCGGUUCCCGAUCCAGCGCCGCCAUCUUGGGUCCCCGCACGCUGUCACCGGUCCACGUUGAGAGCGACGAGGAGGCGGCGGCGGCUUUGGACAUCGCACACAAGGCAGUCUUCGUUCUCUCUUCUCUACCUUUAACACCGACACACAAGCGCGUGGUGACGGUGCCAUGGCCACCGAGUACAUCAGCGAGCUGGACAGCCGCUUCUUUGCCGACAACCUGCUCAUGAAGGAGGACUGGGAUGGCUGCCUCUAUGACCUGGAAAACAUGGACAUUCCAGACGACCCCGAAGACCCCUUUGGCAUCCUUCGCGAUCAUUCCCAUAUGGACGAAGACAAUGACAUCGAGCUCAAGCUGGAAUCUCUCUCCCCCUCCUCGUCAUCGUCGUCCUCCAGUGACCCCUGGUCACACGUUUACACCGAAAUUUUCCAAGACGUGCUAAUAAAGGAGGAGCCUCCCUCUCCACCCUCAUCCAACUCGUCCGAGGUCCUCAUCAGCACCGUGGUGGAGUCUUCACAAAAGCACGCGGCAAGCGCUGCACCGUGCCUGGGAGUGAAGUUGGAGGGGCCACCAACACCGCCGUACUGUGUGGGGGACAUUCCCUCCCCGCCACGGACGCAGGCUUCAGGCUCCCCACCCAGCCAAACCCAGGCCAUCCUGGAGUGGCCCAAACGGGAACCCAAGCAUGAGGCUCUUGCACCGACCACAGGGUUGGUGCCAACUCAGUGCCAGCAGAAGGCACCCCAGUUGCUACAGUCCAACCUUGCUCUGCCUUCUGGCAUCACUGCAGCACCCAACACCACCAAAACCCUUAUCCUGCAGCCGGUGACUUCCCUGGUGCCACAAACCAUCGCUUUCCAGGCAAAGCCUGCUGCCCAACCGGUGGUCCUAUCCACAGGUGGGCUCACUCGCCUGCCAGCCCAGUGCCUUCUCAAGCAGCCGCAGCCUGGACUCGGCCGCACGCAGCUUGCACAUGGACCGUGCAACCUGCCCCAGGGUGGCCUGGCAAACGGACUAUCAAAUGGCACAGCUAAUGGCGUUGUUGUCAAGGGAAUGGCCAAUGGCCUGACAACCAAGAUGGAAAAUGGGGUGACGGGUACGUCGGUGGCUGGUUUGUGUUCUCCGACGUUUGUGGGCUCCAUGUCUGCUUCUGCGCCGGGUGCCUGCCUGUCACCGCCUGCCAGUACAGCACCACCCACCACUGCUGCUGCCGCCGCCGCCGUCGUCAAGAGAAUUGUGCCCCUACAACCGCCGUCGAGAGACCCGUACGGCAGGGACGUCGACGUGAAGGUGCUGAAGAGGCAGCAGCGCAUGAUCAAGAACCGCGAGUCAGCCUGCCAGUCCCGGCGCAAGAAGAAGGAGUACGUGACGGGCCUGGAGGCGCGCCUUCGAGACGCGCUGGGCGAGAACGAGCGGCUCCGGAGAGACAACGCGGAACUCAAGCAGAGGCUGGAGGGGCUGAUAACCGAGAACACCCAGUUGAAAGGAGGCGGUGUAUCGGGCAGACGCGCUGUGUGCGUCAUGGCUCUCUUUUGCUUCCUGGCAUUGACGUGGAGUCCUGGCAGGUUCAUGGACAGCGACACGGUGCCGAUGGCCGCGGUUCAGUCUCCCGCGGAGCUGACGCUGAGACACGGGCGGCACUUGCUGGCGGUGCCUCCCGAGCCGCCUGCCUUCCACACCCAGCCCCACCCGCACAGCCCCCGCAAGCACCAUGUCUACACGAACAAGACAACAUCCCUGGCCAAUGGAAAAGAGUUGCUGGUGACUGUGAACAGCUCCCUACCCAGCCUCCGGCCACCGUCAUGCCCACACUUCAAUAAGACCGAGUCCCUCCGACUUGCAGAUGAACUGAGAGGCUGGGUGUACCGGCAUGAGGUUGAGCGGCGCAAAGUGACUAAACGGUGGCAGCCCAAGCCGCCCAGCCCACCGAAAUUCACCACCAAGCGGUCAUCCAUUGGGCGAAUCCUGUCCAUACCUCACCCUGACGCCACCAGGGCAAUGCCCUCCAAUCAGCUUCAGUUGUAUGGAGGCCCGGCGCAGGGAUACAUCGACUUCCUGGAGGCAAUUGACAGACAAGAUGACACCUUCUACGUUGUUUCCUUUAGCCGGGAUCAUCUUCUGCUGCCUGCUAUGAGCCAUAACAAGACGCGGAGGCCCAAGAUGUCUUUGGUCAUGCCGGCCAUGGCUCUCAACGACUCGCUGGUGGAUGCUGGCCCGGCCGGCUACGAGACGAUGAUGCAGGUGGACUGCGAGGUGACCAACACGCGCAUUGUGCGCAUCCGCAGCUCCUCGGUACCGCCCAGCCUACGUCGAGCGUCCCACGACAACGCCACGGGCUCCUACUCCACCAACAAGGACACGAGCCCGCAGGACCCCACUCACAGGGACGACCCGCCCUUGCGCACGAGAGCGGCCCUCUCCAGGCGGCGGCUCGAACGGGCAGCUUCCCAAAACGCCUCGGAUGCCUACAGGAAUGCUCAGGUCCCCGUGACCAUCGACGGGGAGGGUGACUUUUAGGGCGCGAACGAUUUUAAAUUAUUUUUACGUCGUUUGUUAUACAUGUCACCAAAAGGAGUCCCCACAACAAUCACCUUUGACAAAGAUAUGAGGAGCCGAGUGCCCAAAAUGACUGUAUUUCAGAAGGAAAGACAAUUUUUUUGGUAAUUUUUCUCAAAAAAUGUUUACAACAGGCAUUGAUGUUAAUGCAGCAGCACCGCGGACACCCGUAUGUCGGGCUGUAAGAACCCUGCACAUUUCCUCACAUCGGUGCAUACAGCUGUGUUGCGUUAGCCAACCAGGAACACCGCAUUUUCGUCAAUUAACUGUUAAUAGCAAUUAAUAUUCAAAGCGCUUUGGAAAUAUUUAACAGUAUAUAUUUUAGAAAGCUAAUUCAUGCCACCUCCGCCCAGAAUCAUGAGAAAUACGUUGGCAUUUUAUGCAAUGCUCCAAUCACCGACCGAGACAUUUGCGGUUGAUCCCUACUGCGUUUAACCAACACCGCUGUAAAUUCUGGAUAUGUCAGCUAUACUUGGUGACCCUAUGAACUUUCCACUGUGCGGUGAGAAGAAAUGCAGGACAUUAAACAAUUUUAUGCAUUCACCUAACUCGUAAUCCUGACACAGCGCGCAAUUCAGUUGUCAUCCAUAAAUAUCACCGAUGGCAAAUAGCUUACCAUGCAAGAUGAGUUGUAUAUGUUUUGAUUUAUUCCAUGGGUAAAUUCCCCCACCCAUUAGAACUCCCUCUAUGAUGCUGUCAGAGACCGUAGCUCUUCCAAUUGUCGUUAAUGAAUGCGAAUUGAUUUUAUGCACAAUACACAUCAGAGACCUGUCUAGGACCAAGUUUACUACAGCGCGCAUUGCCCAGCGGCCUUUAUAUCUGAGGUGUGCACACUGCCUCCCCUAUAAUCAUUGACCACUGGCUUGGUUUGUGUCACCCGGUUUCAUCUGGCAUCAUCUGUUGUACAUUACUGUCCGAUAGUGUGCGACUUACUGGCUGCAACAUUAACUGGCAAGUCAUGUGUAUGUACUGUUAAUAUUAUUUGUUAUAUGCCUAUUAGCAUGAUAGAAACAUGAAUCACUUUUUUAUUAUUUAAAAAUAUACGCAAAGAAUAUUUGAUCCAGUUGUAUGCAGACGUUAGUCUAUACUAGGAUAUCUUGCAUAUACAUGGUGUUUCUAUGUAUGUGGAUCAUGUAUGCAUAUGUGUGUGUGUGUGUACAUGUACAUACAUGUUUUUGCAUAUAAUGAUGGCCAGAUUUCGCCUGUGGAUUAUACUGCUUGUCUUUUUUUUAGACUUCCCAGUCUGACUAUUUUUGUUUUCUUUGUUGAAUAUUGUAGCGGUUAUAAAUAUUUAUACAUGAUUAUUUUCCCCCUGACCUAUAGUAGGUAUAUGUAGUACUUAGUCGUUAGCAUUGCAAAGGGAAAUACAUGCUAAAGGGUCCAAUGAUUUGUUCUGAAAUAGAAACCAAAAUUACGGCGACUGCUUCAGAGUCUGGUGUGGAUUUGGUGUGGGAAAUGAUUUAUUCAAAUGUUUUUAAUUUAAUGUCUAGUUUUUGUUUUGUCCCUUACAGUACUUAAAUGCUGCACUGACGUUUGAAAAAACUCAACGUUGGGCCAAUAUGACAGGAGACUUUUCCAUGAGAAGCAUAGGCUCAAUGAUUAAUGAAUUGUAUUAACCCAUUCCUGCUCUCAGCACAAUCUGCACUCAGCCUGUGAAAGCCAAUAUAUUGUGUGCCCCCUUUUCUCCUAAUACGCUACACGUGAAACCAGUGCAUUGCAAAGUGUCUUGAGGAGAGAGUCCCUUUCAUGUUCGAGCUAUUUAGAGUCAGUGGUGGAAAUCGAGUCGCCCAAGGAUUAACCACUGUUGACGUUGACUUCCCGCAAAGUGAUACUUAUUUUAUCAGCCCCCAGAUAAAUGAUGGGCUGAUUGUUGACUGUAAUAUGACCUCCGUGACCUUCCGAUUGAGUUUCGCUCUUGCCGCAGUGCCACCUACCCAGAUAACCCAAGAUGGUUUCUGUACGUCUUGAAAAAGUGGCUUCUGUCCAAUGUUUCAGAAGUGUAGCUCUUGAGUCCGUUUUUAAGUUUUUAAUGUGGCUUUGAACGUUCGUAUCUAUUGAGUGACACUUUGCAUUGGAAUAUUUAAACUAAUAAUAGAUCACUUUGUUCAAGCUUAUGAAGUUACCCGUGAGAUCACAAGUCUGGAGUAUCAUGAAUUGAGCAUUUUAACCUCUAGAACAGGCGGUCAGCCAUGAAGCAUGAAUCAUGAGGUGAUGCAUCUCCAGGCGAAGCACCGCUGCCUGAUUCACGUUGUGCACAUUAUUGUCAUGCAAGCAGGAAUUACAUCCCCCGUUGCGCUGUCAAUGAAUUACAGUCCGUUUUGGGGGAACCAUAUGAUUGUGCUUUCAUGGCACUGGUGUGGACUCCCUCGUAUGACCAACUCGCCCGGAAUGUGUCAGACCUCGGAAGUUUAGUGGGAUUAAGCCUGGAUCGUGCUUGGAUGGGAGAUCGAGCCGGCGACCUCUGGGUUGCAAGUCCAGUGAGCAAACCGUUACACCAGGGCAGCAUCCAAUAUGCUCUACGCUUUUGAAUGUGUCACUGAAGCUUUGUUGAGAAAACAUUAAAAUUAGUUUUCAUGAACUAGAAAAUGAUGGUUGUGUAUGAUUUCCAUUGUCAUUGAUUUGACUGUUUCUAACUAUUUAACGUACCAAGUAAAUACAUGUAACCCCAAUGAAUUUACGAUCGAAACAUAGAUGAAUUAUUUACAAUUAUGAAGUAAAAUGUAGACAUUACACAUCUUUCGCAUUGACUGUGACACACAGAUGGCAACUAAGCAAUAACGUGCCAGAAUUUGUAGACUGAAGGGUGGCUGUCUAGUCGGUGUUCGGCAGGCACAACACUUAAUAAGCCUGAUGAGAAAAUCACUUUCUUCUUCAUAGCCACGGUCAAUGUACUGCUGGAUGAAGACCUCCCCAAGCCACCACCACCUCUUAUCAACCUGUGAUGUGUAAUAAUCCACCUAACACCUGUACCCGAACUGAUUUCACUGCUUCAUCUCCUUGGUGGAUGCCCUUUCUCAGAUGCUUUUCUCUUCACGUGUGUAACAUCACAUCGCUAUUUUCCAAACACUCCCCCCCCCCCCAUAAAGAUACUUUUGUUGGCACAUUGAUACACCGUAUGAAAUGUAUAGGUUCAACAUGUCUUGAGUAAAAUGUAUUGAACAUUUACGACGGUCAUUUUUUAUGAUGAUAAAAAUCAGUCUAAACAUGCUGCACAUUACUAAAUAAUGUAAGCAUUUUUUAAGUGUGUGACGGUAUAGUUAUUUAAAUGACAUUUACUCUGUUGAAAAACAGAAUAUGAGAACAAUGUUAUGGAGCUCGAGAUAUAAAAUAUGGUGUUUGCAACAAUUGGCUAAACUAUUUUCAGAAGCAUUUUUAUAAGCGUAUUACCAAAUGUUUUGUUCUAUACUUUUUUCACAUUUUGUUCAGAAACGUAAUUUUUUU